GAUAAAAAAUAUUCAAAUUCCGCAAAAAAUGGAGGAAAGACCGCAGACAGGAAGAAAUAUAUCCAACUAAAACACCUGCAAACCGUUCAAGCGUCUAUUUUCUCUUCGGGCUUCCUCCUCCUCCUCCUCCUCCUCCUUCUCCUCCUCCUUCUCCUCCUCCUCUGUCUCAGGUGUGAAGGCAGCAGAUCCCCGCUGGACCCGUCGACCUCCCGGGCGCGUCAUGGCGCGGAGGGCGGUGCGUCUCCGCCGAGGUGAUCCCCGGCUUUAAAAGCGCAGAAGUCGUCAGCGCGCUGGAGCGAUGCGUCAGAGCGCACAGCGGAGCCAGGAUCCCCCGCGUUUGCGCGCAGCAGAAGUCCCUCUGGAUUCUUACUUUCUUCUUUUUAAUCCCUUAUUUAAAUAAUCAUUUAUGUGUUAAAUGUUGUAAAUAAGAGCCGUGGAAGAAGAGAAAAAUCCUGCGCAACAACUGAGGAAUAUAUGGGAAGGAAUUGUUCCAGUUUGCAGCUUUAGCCUGAAGUCAGACGUUUCUCUGCUCAGGAGGAAAAUGAAAUCAGCAGAAGAGGAUGCAUAUGGCUGCACGCCAAAUGUCAGCCUUUCCCUCCCACUGGGUAGCCCUUGUCUCCCGUCCCAGUACCACAGCCUACAGUCCAGCCCCAUUCUCUCUGUGUCUGCCACUGACUCUCCCAGUUACGACUCCCAAGAAGAAAUGGGAGCAGCCACCUUCUAUUCAAGCGUCCGACCCAACGGCGCCCCGACCCUGGAGAGUCCUCGUAUCGAGAUCACGGCCUACGGUCAGUUUCCUGAGGACGACGUGGAGGAGAGCAGCCUCCCGGUUGCCAACAGAGUCAACUCCAUCGUGACGCUGACGCUCCCCAGCACGGAUGGUUACCGGGAUCCCAGCUGCCUGAGUCCAUCCAGCAGCAUCUCGUCUCGCAGUGGGCUCUCUGAUGCGUCCUACGAGUCGGGCUUCUCCUACAACAUUGACAAUUCUCCCCAGAACUCCCCCUGGCAAUCCCCCUGUGUGUCCCCUAAGGGGUCCACGCUUACCCUCCCCGCUGUUGGCUCCCCUCGCCACACGCCCUCCACAUCGCCUCGUACGAGUGUGACGGAGGACAGCUGGACGGGGCAGCGGGGCUCGAGGCCCAUUUCACCGUACGGCUCCAAGAGGAAGUACAGCUUCACCGGCAGUCACACGCCGCACAGGCAUUUUCCCUACUCGCCCAACCACUCCCCGGGGCCAUCCCUCCACACCUCCCCCCGCCUCAGCGUCACGGAGGACACCUGGAUGCCCAACACCAACCAGUACACCAACUCCGCCAUCCUGGCAGCCAUCAACGCCCUGACCACGGACGGAAUGAACGACCUCGGCGAGGGAAUCCCCGUUAAGGCCCGAAAGACGAGCCAGGAGCACAGCCCCACCGUCAGCCUCAAAGUGGAGCCCGGAUGUGACGAACUGAGUCCAGAGGAGCUCUGUAAAGAUGCAAACCCUGGUGUUUUUCAGCAUCUGAAGAAGGAGGACAUGCUGAUGGAUAUGCACCCAUUCUCCUGGUCGAACCCAAAGCAGUAUCUAAGCUCUUCUCUGCCGGCUCUGGACUGGCAGUUGCCGUGCAGCUCAGGGCCCUACAGCCUGCAGAUCGAAGUGCAGCCCAGGCCUCAUCAUCGAGCUCAUUAUGAGACGGAAGGCAGCAGGGGGGCAGUAAAGGCUCUGGCUGGAGGUCACCCAGUCGUUCAGGGCGGACGACCGGCUGCUGAGACCCCACGCCUUCUACCAGGUCCACCGCAUCACGGGCAAGACCGUGUCCACGUCCAGCCACGAAGCCAUGCACAACAACACCAAAGUUCUGGAAAUCCCGCUGUUGCCAGAGAACAACAUGCGGGCCGUAAUCGACUGUGCUGGCAUCCUGAAGUUGCGUAACUCCGACAUAGAGUUGAGGAAGGGCGAGACGGACAUCGGGCGCAAGAACACGCGUGUGCGGAUGGUUUUCAGAGUCCACAUCCACCAGGCAACCGGCAGGACGGUGUCUCUGCAGGUUUCCUCAAAUCCUAUCGAGUGUUCCCAGAGAUCUGCCCAGGAGCUGCCGUUGGUGGAAAAGCAGAAUCUGGAAUCGUGCUCCGCCCUCGGAGGCGUGAAGAUGCUCCUGGAAGGACACAACUUCCAGCACGACUCCAAAGUGGUGUUUGUGGAGAAGGCUCAAGACGGUCACCACCUGUGGGAAAGUGAGGCCAGAGUUGAGAGGGAUCCUUCCAAGCCUAAUACUCUGCUGGUUGAAAUUCCUCCGUACAGGACCCAAAGACUCUCUGCUCCGGUCCACGUCAGCUUCUAUGUCUGCAACGGCAAGAGGAAAAGAAGCCAGCACCAGCGCUUCACAUACGUCCAUCCAAGCGUUCCAACGAUAAAGACGGAGCCGCACGACGACUUUAGCGCCCCUCUGAUGUGCACCCAGCAGGGUUCCUCAAAGCCGUUCUACGCCCUGACCUCCUCCAGUCCUGAUCCCAGGUCGUGUGUUGUGGGCGGGGCUUACCCUGUAAGCCAGCGAAGACCGACGACCAAGUCUCCCUCCCUGCCUUUCUCGGGCUCUCAGAGCCCAAGCCCCAAACUGUUUGAGCUGUCGUCAUCGCCCUACAGCAAGUGCUUCUCUGCCGCCCCGUCCGUCCAGACCUCGGGGUCGCCGGCUCCUCACGUCUCCAUCAUCCAAGAGACUUCUGUGCACCAUCACCCUCCAAAUCUCUACCCUCCCAACAGCUCCUCUUCCCCUCCAGCCUCACAGCCCUCCCCACCAAAUGACACUCCGUUUUCUCAGAAUCCUGGAGUGACCCCAUCUCAACCAGACAGCUCCGGUUCAAGCAUCCAGGAGGUUCCCAGGAAGGAGGUGUUGUCGUCUGUGCAGAAGGAGGGGAGCCCAGAACGAAUGACCGUUAGCAUCAAGAAAGAACCACAAGAACUGGACCAGAUCUACCUGGAUGACGUCAAUGAGAUCAUCAGGAACGACCUGUCGGCGGUCUCAGUCCAAAGCCAAACGUAGUCCCACACAGGUAAAACCUGAUGCUUCCAGGUGGACUCCAGCAUCACAAGAACAAUUUUAAAUCUGUUUUC
Messenger RNA from Oryzias melastigma (Indian medaka), 3091 nucleotides. Its product is annotated as nuclear factor of activated T-cells, cytoplasmic 1. Gene Ontology annotation, cellular component: transcription regulator complex. Gene Ontology annotation, biological process: regulation of transcription by RNA polymerase II; cytokine production; calcineurin-NFAT signaling cascade. Gene Ontology annotation, molecular function: transcription factor binding; DNA-binding transcription factor activity, RNA polymerase II-specific; RNA polymerase II cis-regulatory region sequence-specific DNA binding. The record is from RefSeq and is a predicted model, not a curated record. NCBI's taxonomy places the organism in Eukaryota, Metazoa, Chordata, Actinopteri, Beloniformes, Adrianichthyidae.